UGGCAUCGUCACUCCUAUCUAAUUUAUUUUCACUAUAAAUACACUUGUACUACACACACCCCAUCCAACAAACUCUCUCUCUCCUCUCUCACUCUAGAGAGGACACAUUUUAGGGUUUCUCCGUUCGUGUUCUUCCUCUUUUUCGCUACAAAUUAGGAACUAGACAUGGAUUCACAUGAAAACGAUGGUAAUGGAGUAGCCAGUGAGGAGGCCCUACCUCCUCCUCCACCUGUUCCAGAGGAUGUGGUCCCUGAACAAGCUCCUGAACCCGCUAAGAAGAAGGUGAUGCGCGUGCCUAUGGCACGUCGCGGGUUAGCCACCAAGGGCCAGAAGAUUCAGCUUUUGACUAAUCACUUCAAAGUCAAUGUGUCUAAUGUUGAAGGGCACUUCUUUCACUACAGUGUUGCUUUGUUUUAUGAAGAUGGCCGCCCAGUGGAUGGAAAAGGUGUAGGACGAAAGGUUCUUGAUCGAGUUCAUGAAACAUAUGGUAGUGAAUUAGCAGGAAAAGAAUUUGCUUAUGAUGGCGAGAAAAGUUUGUUCACCAUUGGCUCACUUCCAAGGAACAAGCAUGAGUUCACUGUCGUCUUGGAGGAUGUUACAUCAAACAGAAAUAACGGAAACGCUAGCCCUGAAAAUGAAGACAGAAAAAGAAUGCGUCGCCAGUAUCAAUCAAAAACAUUCAAAGUGGAGUUGAGUUUUGCAGCCAAGAUUCCUAUGCAAUCGAUUGCACAGGCUCUACGUGGUCAAGAAUCAGAGAAUUCUCAAGAAGCACUAAGAGUUCUUGACAUUAUCCUCAGGCAACAUGCUGCGAAGAAAGGCUGUCUACUUGUUCGACAAUCGUUCUUCCACAAUGACGUGAAAAACUUUGCAGAUGUUGGCGGUGGUGUUCUGGGUUGUAGAGGAUUCCAUUCUAGUUUUCGUACUUCUCAGGGUGGUCUUUCCCUGAAUAUCGAUGUAUCUACCACCAUGAUCAUCCAGCCUGGGCCAGUGGUGGAUUUUCUUAUCAACAACCAAAAUGUGAAAGAUCCGUACUCAAUUGACUGGGCUAAGGCAAAGCGGACCCUAAAAAACCUUAGGGUGAAGGCCAGCCCGACUAAUACAGAGUACAAGAUUACUGGUCUGAGCGAGAAGCCGUGCAACGAACAACUGUUUUCGUUGAAACAAAAGACCAAAGAUGAGAACGGGGAACCUGAAACAUUAGAAGUCACUGUUUAUGAUUAUUUUGUGAACUACCGGAAGAUUGAUUUACGUUAUUCUGGUGAACUUCCAUGCAUCAAUGUUGGGAGGCCGAAGCGACCAACAUACAUCCCCCUUGAGCUGUGUUCAUUGGUGUCGUUACAACGAUAUACAAAGUCCCUAACUACUCUGCAACGGUCUUCAUUGGUUGAGAAAUCAAGGCAGAAGCCUCAAGAGCGAAUGCGGGUUUUGAGCGAUGCAUUGAAGCUCAAUGACUAUGAUUCUGAGCCUUUGUUGAAGUCCUGUGGCAUCUCAAUAAAUAGCAAUUUUACACAAGUUGACGGACGUGUUCUACAAGCCCCAAAGCUGAAGGCGGGGGGCGGAGAAGACUUCUUUGCACGGAAUGGACGGUGGAAUUUUAACAAUAGGAAAUUUGUGGAUCCCACCAAAAUCGAGAAGUGGGCGGUGGCUAACUUUUCUGCACGAUGUGACAUUCGCAAUCUUGUUAAGGAUUUGAUCAAAUGUGGAGGAAUGAAGGGAAUUAAAAUUGAUGAGCCGUUUGAUGUGUUUGAAGAAAGCCCCCAGAACAGGCGGGCCCCACCUGUUGUUAGGGUCGAGAAGAUGUUCGAUUUUAUCCAGUCAAAACUUCCUGGUGCCCCACAGUUCCUUCUUUGCUUGCUCCCUGAGAGGAAGAAUUCUGACCUUUAUGGUCCCUGGAAGAAAAAAUGUCUUGCCGACUUUGGAAUUGUGACACAGUGUAUUGCACCCAUGCGGGUUAACGAUCAGUAUUUGACCAAUGUUCUUCUUAAGAUAAAUGCCAAGCUUGGAGGUUUGAAUUCUAUGUUAGCAGUGGAGCACACACCGUCAAUUCCAUUGGUGUCAAAGGCUCCAACAAUUAUUCUGGGAAUGGAUGUAUCACAUGGUUCUCCAGGCCAAUCUGAUAUCCCGUCUAUUGCUGCUGUGGUUAGUUCUAGGCACUGGCCUCUAAUCUCUCGCUACCGAGCCUCUGUAAGAACUCAGUCUCCCAAAGUGGAGAUGAUCGACUCCCUUUUCAAGAAGGUUUCAGACUCCCAAGAUGAUGGGAUCAUGAGGGAGUUACUUCUUGACUUCUAUGUGAGCUCAGGUAAAAGAAAGCCUGAUCAGAUCAUCAUUUUCAGGGACGGUGUGAGCGAGUCCCAGUUCAAUCAAGUUCUCAACAUUGAGCUUGAUCAGAUCAUCGAGGCCUGCAAGUUUCUGGACGAGAAUUGGUGCCCCAAGUUCCUUGUGAUCAUUGCUCAGAAAAACCACCAUACCAAGUUCUUCCAGCCUGGGUCCCCUGACAACGUUCCACCCGGUACUGUGAUCGACAACAAAGUGUGCCAUCCCAGGAACAAUGAUUUCUACAUGUGCGCACAUGCAGGAAUGAUAGGCACAACUAGACCGACACACUACCAUAUUUUGUAUGAUGAAAUCGGCUUCUCAGCGGAUGAUUUGCAGGAGCUUGUUCAUAAUCUAUCUUAUGUUUACCAGCGCAGUACUACGGCAAUAUCCGUAGUUGCGCCUAUUUGCUAUGCUCAUCUUGCUGCUACUCAGGUGGGCCAGUUCAUGAAGUUUGAGGACCGCUCCGAAACUAGCUCCUCCCAUGGUGGAACGGGAGUGACAUCAGCGGGUGCGGUGCCUGUCCCUCAGCUCCCGAGGCUGCAGGAGAAUGUGUCCAACUCGAUGUUCUUUUGUUGAGAACGCGAGACUUUUAGUAAUGGUGUUAUGUUGUUUUGGUACUUUAUGGUAUGUAUGCAUUAGGAUUUCUGGUAAAAGUCGUUAUCUAUGUAUGAAUGUUUAGGAUGCUGGUUAUCAUGAUGUUUGCUUGAAGUUAGGUUUGUUUUAUGACUUGAAACUCGUUUUUUGUGCUACAUUAGAUGAAACUUUGUGAUGUUAGUAAUAUAAGUAAUGUUUGUCCUA
Messenger RNA from Helianthus annuus (common sunflower), 3114 nucleotides. RefSeq names its product protein argonaute 4A. Gene Ontology annotation, biological process: regulatory ncRNA-mediated post-transcriptional gene silencing. Gene Ontology annotation, molecular function: RNA binding; protein binding. The transcript has 23 exons. Gene Ontology annotation, cellular component: cytoplasm. Bases 166 to 2892 code for a protein of 908 amino acids. NCBI's taxonomy places the organism in Eukaryota, Viridiplantae, Streptophyta, Magnoliopsida, Asterales, Asteraceae. The record is from RefSeq and is a predicted model, not a curated record.